UAAAUGUAUUAAUAAUAGCCAAUAGUUAGUGUACCAGUGCAAUCAGUAAUAUUAGGUGCAAGUGGAAAUCAAAGAUUAGGUUUCUAAGGAUAAUAAUCACCAUUAAGAAUAUCUGGUGGAUAAUAAAUUUAUACUUAGUAAGGAUUUUCUAAUUAGUAUAUGCAGAAUUAAUAAGUGAAAACUUUAUAGACACAUCAUAUGUAAAAGAAUAAGUUGAUUAUAGGCAUCAUACUCAUGAGUAUAAAUUACCAUAAUAUCAAUAUUAAUAAAUGUCUCCUCCUUAAUAAUAAUAACCAUAAUAAUAAUAAUAAUAAUAACCAUUAUAAUAAGUAUAAUAAUAACCUGAAAUAAAUGAAUUGUAUCAUGUAGAAAGAGAAAUGUAAGUACUAUCAGUUGAAGACGUUGAAGAGCCAUGGAAAAAGAAAUGUGUUGAAUUAGAAAUUAAGAUUUAUGAUUUAUAAACAGAAUUAGCAAGAUAUAAAAAUUAGGGUUAAGAUUUAAAAGUUACAUCUAAUGAAGAAUUUUAAAUAAGAGAAUUAGAAGCUAAAAUAAAGAUGAUGAAAGAUAUUGAAGAUGGAUUAAGGAAAUAAAUAUCUAAUUAAUAAAGUGAAAUUGAUUCAUGGAGAUAAAGGUAUUAAAAAUUAUAAUCUGAAUAUUAAUAAUUAUUAUAAGGUGGAGAUGAAGUUAGAUAAUUAAGAGAUGCUUUAGCUGAUAAAGAAAGACAAAUCUUAAAAUUAGAAGCAGCAUUAAAUUAAUCUAAUUUAGAAAUGCAAAAUUAAAUUAGAAUCAUUUAGUAAAAUUUAUUAUAAUUAUAUUAGAAAUAAAGAUUAAGAAAUUGCUUAAUAUAGAUAAACUUUAAGAUAAUUGGAAUCUUAAAUGAGUGAAUUUUAAUAGACAACUGAAAAAUUAAAAUAUUAUUCAAAUGAAGCAAAUGUUUGGAAAGAAAAAUUCAUGAAAGCUAAUUAAGAUUAUCAUACAGCUUAAGAAUAAUGUAUGAUGGCUUAAGCUGAAUUAGAUUCAUUAAAAAAAUAAAAAAUUAUAACUACAACAGAAAAAACAACUUCAAUUUAGUAAAGUAAUAUUAGAAGAUAAUAUUGA
Messenger RNA from Paramecium sonneborni, 1098 nucleotides. The record is from the annotation of a GenBank genome assembly. Lineage: Eukaryota; Ciliophora; Oligohymenophorea; Peniculida; Parameciidae.